Plasmodium knowlesi strain H is the source of this 3411-nucleotide messenger RNA. Its product is annotated as oxidoreductase, aldo/keto reductase-like protein. The coding region runs from base 1 to 3411 and encodes 1136 amino acids. Lineage: Eukaryota; Apicomplexa; Aconoidasida; Haemosporida; Plasmodiidae. The transcript has a single exon. The record is from RefSeq and is a predicted model, not a curated record.
AUGCCUGAGCGGAAACUCGCUGAAGGUAUAAGUGUGCACAUAUACAUGUACACAUGUGUGUACGUGUGUGUACUUAUUUGUGCCUGUGGGAGUGCCCUAGCCCCUUUGCACCCCCGAACAUCUCGACCCACCAAUUUGACAGUUAUGAAAACGAAAAGGGCCUCAUUCAUAGCUAUCUGCGCAUGGUUCCUUAUCGAGACGUUCUCCUCUGUGAGAAAGAAAAGAAUUCACAGCAUCCCAUAUUAUCCAACAGACAAACGCACGCAUGACAUUAAAGUCGUUGCAAGGAGAAAUAAAUUUGUGAGGAUAAAAUUUCGAGACAAUGCUUCGUCUCCUCAGGAUAGACGAUUUCCCUACCUUUUUCUCAAUCGAAAUGUCAUUACAUAUGUACAGUUAGGAGAAUCAAGAAAGCAACGUUCACCUAAUGGUAAUGCGUUGCUCCAGGACAACCGCGCUAGAGGAAACGUACGGGCCACAAAGUUAUUCGUGAGGAGGAAAAACGUAGGAAAUACCACUGAAGAAUCGACAAGCGCAGAAAAGGAUGAAGUGGUAAAGGGGAAAGUAAAGACCCGCCGGGGAAGGCAAAAAAAGGAGAAGAGCCUCACAUUGGAGAAUGAAGGCGGUGCUGCAGCGAGUGAGGACAUAUCCACCUGUGAAGGGGUAGUGGAGGGAGGGGAGGAUGUGAGGGCGGUUAAAGGGAAUGAAAAGGGAGAAAGGAAGAAGGGCGAAAAAAAAAACACAAAGAAGGGUACCAAAGAGAUCGCUAAAAGGGGUGUCAGAAAGAUCGCUAAGAGGGGCACAAACAGAGGGGAAAACCCGCAGGGAGAACCCCUUCACCGAACCACCACCUCGGGGGAAUCCAAUGAAGACCAGUUUGACGAAAACGAGGCGCUCGAAUAUUUUGCGGACGAGUUUUCCAUGGAAGACGAAAAAGAGGAAAAUACGGCACGGGAGAAUAAGGGACGCAGAAAGGGAAGUCAAAAGGGAAGCAAAUCUAUCGGCAAGAAAGAAGAAGAGGAAGAAAACUCGGAGGAUAAUUUCUCGCCAAAGGAAGAGAAGGAUCCCCUCGCAGAGAAGGAAAAACUGGAGAGGGAACGCAAAAUCGAGUUCAUCAAAAAGGUAGAGUUCAUGCUCCAGGAAGAGGAAAAAAAUGAAAAGCUUUACGAAGAGCGAGAAGACAUUGAAAAGCUGAAGUUCGGUGAGAAGCCCCCGCCGGGAAGCCAAGAAUUCAUGGAUACGAUUUUAAAAAAUGUGCACACAGAGAAGCCGAUCAAUGUACCAAAUUCAUCAACUCAAACGGAGAAAUACGACCUCAGGAAGAAACACCUUUUUUACGAACUUCUCCGAAUUAGCAACUCCAACAGUUUCCACACACAAAAAAUAUACACCCACAACGAUUUAAUAUAUGGAAUGAAGUACAGAAAGUUGGGAGAGAGCAAUCUGUGCGUAAGUGAACUGUGUGUAGGAACGAACAUGUACGAAAAUGAAAACUUCAUCAGCAAGGACGAUGUGAAUGUACUACUCAAUAUGGCAUUUUACGAAUACGGAAUAAAUUUUUUUGAUAUUUCUGAAUAUGACCCAUUUCCACAUGACCCAAUCAGCUACAAAAAGGCGAAAAAUAGAAACAUGAAUUUAUUCCUCAAAGAUAAGAAAAGAGAAAACAUCAUCAUAAAUUUACGAAUGUGUUCCUCAAGAAAUGUGGACAAAAUAACCAAUGGAGAAUAUUAUCUAAGUUGGAUUAUGGAAGGUAUGAAAGAUGACACUCCUACAUUUUACAACAUAGAAGAAAGGCUAGAUAAAAUUCUAAAAAAUUUGAAUACCAACUAUGUGGAUAUAUUAACCAUUGAUAUGCCUGAACGGUAUAUACCAAAUGGUGCAAAAGGGGAAGACACUUACAUAUGGGGGUUUGAAAAUUUGAGUUCUUCAGAAGAUACACAAAAUGGAAAAGAAGUUAUGUCGAUAGAAGAACAGUUUCACAUAUUGGAGAAGUUGAUUCUCAAAGGGAAGGUACGACAUAUCGCUGUUUCCAACGAAUCUGUUUGGGGAAUAUACCAGUGGUGUAGUUUGGCAAAAAAAAAAAAAAAAAAAUUUAUGAAAAUUGUGUGUGCACAAAAUUUGUACAAUUUGUUACAUAGAAAUGAGGUAGAAUCAUCUGGUCUUGUAGAAAUGAUUUUGCGAGAAAAUUUUAAUGUACCGCUAGUUCCUUAUGGGUUGCUAGCGGGGGGAAUACUGACGGGGAAGUAUUUAGACCCGGAGAGGUAUCACACUAUGGGCCCCGACACCGUCCUAGGGGAUGAUCAGCUCGAUCACGACUUAGAUGAUUCUAAAGGAAACAAAGCCGAAGAUUACGGUUAUUUAUCGUACGGACCAAGAAAUGGUCGAUGCAAUAAAUACCCCUAUCUAUACAAAUCACACAGGUGUGUGUGGGCUCAAGACGCGACAGCCGAAUAUAUGAAGUUAGCUAGAUCACACGGCAUGUCCCUAGCCCAGCUGAGCUUAAGCUUCGUUUAUAGUAGACCAUUUGUUGCUUCCUCCAUAAUUGGCCCCAGAACCAUAGGUCAGUUAAAAGAUUCCGUUCUUGCGCUUAACUAUCCCAUGUAUCAACACACAGAGUGGGAUUUGCAUGAAAUUUUCUUACGAUAUAGAGGAUGCACCAUGGAUGGAAAUACAAUUCUUAAUAGUCUUAAGGACCCAAACAAAACUAGCCAAACGGCUUUCUACAAAAGUGCAAAUAUCCCUAUCCUGAGUGGAGGCACCCACUGGAAUAAUUACCCCCUCCCAUUUUUUAACAAAAGGUAUGAGUACACCGAUAUGAAAGAAGAACACGAUCGAAUAAAAUCCACCUUUGGAUUGAAUGACCAACCAAAUGAUUCAAACUUCAUCAGUGCCCGCAUAUGGGUCGAAAGGGAAAAAAAAAAAGGAGAAUACUUCGCUCUGAAGGAGAGCAAAUUGUUCGAGUGGGAUAAAUACAAAAUAUACAAAGGAGUAAUGACCAAAUUAAGUAACAAAGAAAAGUACCUCUAUGAUACAUCCGACUUCCAUUUCUACUAUAAGGGUAACAAAAUUUCGGUGGUCCCUACCGAUGACGAAAUUUCCAACUUUUAUGAAAACCGAGAAAAAAUGAAGAAGGUCAUCACCCAAACUAUAAAUGAUUGCCAAGAGUUGUAUCAGUAUCAAGAACAGUUGGGCCAGGAAAUGCCAGACAUUUUUAACAACCUCAAUAUCGACCUGAUUUAUAAACAACUGUUGAACAGACACAACAUUAACCCUUUGGAUAAGGACGAACUGAAUUCCAUAUACCAAUAUAUGAAGAUGACUCCUGCGGAGUUAAAGACGGAGGAUUUCUGGUAUAUUUACAAGUAUAACCCGCUCGACACUUCCUUUGCCUUCCGCACGGGAACAGAGCCAUGA